Molecule: messenger RNA, 2103 nt
Organism: Sporothrix brasiliensis 5110
Lineage: Eukaryota; Fungi; Ascomycota; Sordariomycetes; Ophiostomatales; Ophiostomataceae
Product: protease s8 tripeptidyl peptidase
Exons: 1
Coding region: 1-2103 (700 amino acids)
Biological process (GO): proteolysis
Molecular function (GO): serine-type endopeptidase activity; tripeptidyl-peptidase activity
Source: RefSeq, a predicted model, not a curated record
AUGAAGUUCGACCUCCUUGCUGCCGUCCUGGCUACCCUGGCGGUAGCCGAGGGUGCCACCACGGGCGGCGGCCGAUUCCGCUCUCGCCAUGUUGUCCACGAAAGCCGCGCCGUCGCCAACUCACACACCUGGAAAAAGGCGGCACGCCUGCACCACAAGACCAUAUUGCCCGUCCGGAUUGGUUUGACCCAGAGGAACCUGCACCGUGCCGAGGAGUUCAUCCACGACGUCUCGCACCCAGACUCGCCCAACUACGGCCGCCACUGGACGCAGGAAGAAGUUGCCGACAUGUUUGCGCCGCCACAAGAGGCCAUUGACGCUGUGACGGCGUGGGUGGCCAGUGAGACGGGGCUGCUGCGGGACGCCAUUGCACUGUCCCGGGGACGCAACUGGGUGCAGUUCAACGCCAGCGUGUCGCAGCUCGAGUCUCUGCUGAAGACCGAGUACCACGUGUACCAGCACGCGAACCACGGCGGACACCACGUGGCGUGCGACCAGUACCACGUGCCGGAGCACCUGCAGGAGCACAUUGACAUUGUGAUGCCGACGGUGCAUUUCGACGGGCGGCAGGGCGCCGGGCGGACGACCAAGACGGAGGCGCUGGCAGACGAGCACCAGACCGAGCUCAAGCGGCGGGCCAUUUCGCAGCGGUGGACGGACGCUACGGGAGGAGCCGCUGCCGCCCGCCCGCGGUUCCACGCCCGCGGCAAGCAGUCGUCGUCAGUCGCGGCAGCCCCCACGUCGUCUCCGGCACCUAAAGACAACAGCGCGCCUUCCACACGCCCGCAGCGCGGCAUUAUGGGCGCGCCCACCGACGCGUCGCUCACCAAGCAGGGCGCCGUCAUCAAGAACGCGCUGAUGGACCUCAGCCAGUGCGACACAAUGAUCACGCCCGCCUGCCUCCAGGCGCUCUACAAUACGCCGGCCGGCACGCUCGCGGCCAGCAACAACUCGCUCGGCAUCGUCGAGUACACGCCGCAGGCCAUCCUGCAGUCGGACCUCGACCUCUACUUCUCGCAGUUCCAGCCCAAGCUGCAGGGCACGAGCCCCAUCAUCAAGCUGCUCGACAACGCCGUCGUCCAGACCACCAACCAGAGCUUCAGCUUCAACGGCGAGUCGGCGCUCGACCUCGAGUUCGCCAUGGCCCUCAUUUUCCCGCAGCGGGCCACGCUCUUCCAGGUCGGCGACCUCGUGCAGGGCGGCAGCUUCAACAACCUGCUGGACUCGCUCGACGGCAGCUACUGCGCGUUUGAGGGCGGCGGCAGCACCAACGCCAACAUCGACGGCCAGUACAGCGCCGAGGUCAACUGCGGCACCGCCGCGCCCACCAACGUCAUUUCGACGAGCUACUCGUACAACGAGGGCGACCUGACCGCGGCCUACGAGCAGCGCCAGUGCAACGAGUACAUGAAGCUGGGCCUGCAGGGCGUCACUGUCAUCUACUCGUCGGGCGACUUUGGCGUGGCCGGCAACGGCGACGCGUGCAUUGACGCCACCACCGGCGCCUACAACAACGGCACCUCGGGCCUCUUCAACCCGUCCUUCCCGGGCACCUGCCCCUACGUCACGUCCGUCGGCGCCACCGAGCUCGUCAACGGCACGUCCGUGCGCGGCGCCGAGUCUGCCUGCCAAAAGGUCAUCUUUUCCGGCGGCGGCUUCUCCAACGUCUUCGGCAUGCCCUCGUACCAGCAAAAGGCCGUCCAGAGCUACAUGACCAACGCGGCCCCGCCCUACGGCGCCAACCGCUUCAACAACUCGGGCAACGUCCGCGGCUAUCCCGACGUCUCGGCCAACGGCGCCAACUACGUCACCGCCGUCAACGGCAACUUUACGCUGUCCUUUGGCACCUCCGCCUCGGCGCCCGUCUUUGCCGCCAUCAUCAACCUCAUCAACGAGAAGCGCAUCGAGGCCGGCAAGGGCCCGGUCGGCUUCGUCAAUCCGGCGCUGUAUGCCAACCCCAGUGUCCUCAACGACAUCACGUCCGGCAACAACCCGGGUUGCGGCACCAACGGAUUCACGGCUGUGCCUGGCUGGGACCCGCUGACCGGCCUCGGCACGCCCAACUACCCUGCCAUGGAGAAGAUGUUCUUGAGUCUGCAGUGA